This is a messenger RNA of Porites lobata, 453 nucleotides long. NCBI's taxonomy places the organism in Eukaryota, Metazoa, Cnidaria, Anthozoa, Scleractinia, Poritidae. The record is from the annotation of a GenBank genome assembly.
AUGUAUUGUAUUACCCUUGCCCCUUCAGGUGCUGGGAAAACACCCGCUGCUCAAAUCAGCUGCAGCCGACCCAUCAUCAAUCAUCUGGAAGUGAGGAUUGGGGAUGAUAAGCAGAUCUUGGUGGACAAUUCUUCUGUAUCUGGUCUCUUCAGCUAUUUUCUGAAUGAAAAAGUAGUACCUGUUAUGUGCAUUGAUGAAUGUCAGGGGUUUUUCAACAAGAUGCUACAUCCAUCCAAGUCUUCUAAUGAUCAAUCCCACACAAUGGAACGCAUGUGUAAGCUGUACGAUGGAGAUGCCUGGUACAAUGUUAAAGGUAACAAAGGCAAAAGAGUUGGCACGGAAUUUGCCGCCAUGUCCCUUGCUGGCUACACCACACCCAAGAUGUUUCUACAGAGAGUAUGGGGAAGAGUGGUUGAAAACAAAAAUGGCUUUGCCGACUGUUUUCUAGUGUUU